AUGGCGCCUCCUGUGGAACUAGACACAACUCUCAGAGACCUGUAUACCCAGUCAGGCGAUGAAGGAGACAUCACUCUCGUCUACUGUCCCCCUAUGAGCCAAGUCCAGCUUGUCCAGGGUAUGCCUCUGUCCAGCAAGUACGCAUACCAGGACCGUCUGCCAGCUCCAGCCAAGGGCAGCACCCAGGCAGCUCGCGUCUUUACCCAGGUACUGCCGCAGUCCCACGCCAUGAUCGCCGGCAAGAUGGAUCUCGUCAUGCUGGACCUGGAUGUGCCUGGCAAUGGUCCCACAGGACAACAGGCCCCCACGGACGCAGCCCAGGUGUUUGGACAGAUCACCGAGAGCCAAAGGCCCACGGUCAAGUUCAUCAAGGAUAUUGCAGAUCUUCAGAUCCCUGCUGGUGCCAAAAUUGGCGUCUUCCGGCCUGCAGACUGCCUGGACCACUUGGACCCUGUCGUCCCCUUUACUGCCCACUUCAAGGCCCACUCGAAGAGAGAGCUGGCCCUGUCGAAGGUGCCAACUGCCCCGUCGGUGGUUGUUGAUGCCAGCAUUCAGCCGGGCCAAGCCCAGGACCCAGCGCUACGGGCUAGUGAGGUCGCUCGUAUGUUGGCCUUGGUCGAGAAGAAGGCCAUCCCGUUUGUUGUCAAGCUUCCGCAGGCUCAUGGCGGCCUAGGCACGUUCAUGGUGCGCAGCGAGCAAGACCGGGCCGAGACUUUGGCAGUUCUGCGAGGAGAGGUCGAUAUGAUGCUCUCCAUGCUCCGGGACGCCAAUGCUCACUUCUACCCGGCAAGUCUGGUGGUGCAGGACAUGGUGCCGGGCUUCGUCAUGGCGGUGUGCAUGUUCGUUCCCAAGAGCGGUAGCCCCCUCAUCACAUCAGUGUCGGACCAGCAGACAGACGAUGGCGGGCAUUGGACUAGGACGCAUAUCGACUACUCGCAGCAGGCGCGCUUGCAUACCGAGUACAGGCCCAUUGUCGACGCCAUCGGCGCGUACAUGCACCAGCUUGGGUACCAUGGGCCUCUGGGUGCGGAUAUCAUGACUGGGCUCGAUGGACGACACCUGGUGAUCGACCUCAAUGCUCGUGUUUCCGGAUCCCACCCGCUUGGCUUCCUCAAGAAGCACUUGAACACUUCCAGGGGGUUCAACGACGCAGCAGUGGUCGGACCCAUGCUUAGCGUCACGAUUGACGAAUUCAAGUCCCGGUUCAGCCCUGAGUUGGAUGAGGGUAGAAUUGUCUUGCUGGGAUGGAGUAAUGGCAUUGGGGGUGAGAGCAGUGGAGCCAUCAUGGUGGUGGCAGGGGAAGACAUGGGGGCACUCAGACAGCUUGAGGGUAAAGUCAUGGCGCUUAGCGCCUCGGCGGGCACUUGUCUGCGGGACGGAACGGGGAGCGGAGUGGAAGCGAGAUCUUGCUUCCAUUUCGAGUGA
Molecule: messenger RNA, 1425 nt
Organism: Clonostachys solani
Lineage: Eukaryota; Fungi; Ascomycota; Sordariomycetes; Hypocreales; Bionectriaceae
Source: the annotation of a GenBank genome assembly